AUGUCGAAUAGUACAAAAUCAACGAUUGAAUCAGCACCCGUUGCUGAAAAUGGUCCAUGGGCAUCGUUUGGUGAACAUCCAAAUGCAGUUACUAAUCGUUUUUAUACAUAUGAACGUGUACAAGAAAUUGUUGCGUUCAUUCAAAAUAUUGUUCCAACAAAACCUGAAGUUGCUAUUAUAUGUGGUUCUGGUCUCGGUGGUUUAGCUGAAUUAGUUACCAACAAAACUGUUAUUCCUUAUGCUAACAUCCCACAUUUUCCUCGAUCAACAGUUGUUGGUCAUCGAAGCAACCUUAUUUUUGGAAUAUUAAAUGGAGUUUCUGUUGUUUGCAUGCAAGGUCGAUUUCAUCCUUAUGAAGGAUAUAGUACAGCAGCAUGUGCUUUUCCAGUUCGAGUCAUGCAUAUGCUUGGAGCAAAUACAUUAAUUGUUACUUGUGCUGCUGGUGGUGUUAAUAAAAAUUAUGAUGUUGGUGAUAUCAUGUUGAUUAAAGAUCAUUUGAAUUUUCCAAGGCCACGUUUUCCACCUGUUGGCCAUGCAUAUGAUCGCCAAUAUUCAUCUCAAAUGAAACAAAUUGCUAGUAAACAUAAUCUUGAAUUACGUGAAGGAGUCUAUUGUGGAUUAGGUGGACCUUGCUAUGAAACUAUAGCAGAAAUCAAUAUGCUUAGAUCGCUUGGGGGCGACUCUGUUGGCAUGUCAAUAGUACAUGAAGUUACAUUAGCAGCUCAUUGUGGCUUUCGUAUACUUGGUCUUGCAUUAAUUACAAAUAAAUGUUUAUCAGAAUAUGAUUCAACAGUUGAAGCUGUUCAUGAAGAAGUUAUUCGUAUAAGUGAAUUGAAAGCCAAUGAAUUACAACAACUUAUUUUGGAUUUUGUUGGUGCGAUUAAAACGGAUCAAAAAUAA
Molecule: messenger RNA, 900 nt
Organism: Rotaria socialis
Lineage: Eukaryota; Metazoa; Rotifera; Eurotatoria; Philodinida; Philodinidae
Source: the annotation of a GenBank genome assembly